Pungitius pungitius (ninespine stickleback) is the source of this 2550-nucleotide messenger RNA. RefSeq names its product transforming growth factor, beta 5 (gene tgfb5). The record is from RefSeq and is a predicted model, not a curated record. Gene Ontology annotation, molecular function: growth factor activity; cytokine activity; transforming growth factor beta receptor binding. Gene Ontology annotation, cellular component: extracellular region. The transcript is spliced from 7 exons. Bases 1054 to 2310 code for a protein of 418 amino acids. Gene Ontology annotation, biological process: regulation of cell population proliferation; transforming growth factor beta receptor signaling pathway. Lineage: Eukaryota; Metazoa; Chordata; Actinopteri; Perciformes; Gasterosteidae.
GCUGCACAACAAUGGAGUCCCAUCACGCACAAGGUCUCCGUGUCCGCAGCACGGCUUCCACGCUGGCCUUCAUCGGGGAUCUUUAGCUUACUGUAAAGUUUACUCUCUUUUUUAUUUUUUUAUCCUCAGCACAAGGACUUCUUUCAUACAGCCUUUUUUCCCCCAUGUUUUGAUGUUCAUAUGUGGGGGACUUUUCCAGCAUAGAUCAUCAGAUUCUGCGUUUCAGUGCAAGCUGCUUUCCGUUUACAUCUAACCCGCAAUGAGAGGACCCCAUUUGGCUUUUUCCGUUUUUAAAGCUACAACUAUAUAUUUUCUGGAAGUGGGUAUGGGCCAGUUUUUUGCUCCACGGAUGGGUGUUUCGAAGAUGGAAGCGCGUGAACCUGUCUGCAGCAGAUAGUUUAGUGAACUGCUGAAGGUUUUAUUUUGAUGGACCUGCGACAUGGGCUGAGCUCCUGUGCUGAGUAUUUAUUCUCCUGAAAGCUGUUCAAUAUUCCGAGGAUGGACAACGGGAAACGGGGGACGGGCGGCGCUUAACUUUAUCGUCGGAACUCUUCAUUUAAUACACUUACCUUUUGCGAAGCGCGCACGCGCACGCACUGGCGCGAGGGGGCAGCGGAACCUGUGCGCGCGCCCCGGUUUUUGGAGUUCAAGCGUCGGCCGUUUAUGUGAUCAUUAAACGUGAGGUUUUGACUGUGGGAUUUGGAUUUAGUGUGACGUCACUAAAGCGGUUCUCGUGCGGAUCUCCGGAUCUACUUUCUUCAUUUUAACAACUAAAAUCUAGAUUCUGGAUUAAACGACAAUGCUGGUGUUAAAAUACGCAGGCGCAGGUAUGAACAACGUUGUAAGAUCACCUUAGCAGGACAAAAGUCGAGUCCUUUCCACCCAAAUAGCCUGUUAGAACUGCAUAUCUGCACUUUUCAGGGGACUCUUUUUGCUGCCGGUAGUUGAUGCGGAGGGCAUUGUUUUGACGUCUUUAAAGGCCCGGGACGCAUCUCUUUCUCAUUGCUUUGGAGAUUCAGCUUUACGCAAAGGGACACCCCCUUACCCAUCACCAUGUGGCUCCCGCGCGUCGCGCUGCUGCUGCUGCGCUUCUCCGGCGUGCUGCUGGUGGAGGGCUUCAACACGUGCCACUCCAUCAACCUGGACGCGCAGAAGUCCCGGCGCAUCGAGGCGGUCCGCGGGCAGAUUCUCAGCAAGCUGCGCAUCCGCAGCCCGCCGGACAAGGACGCGGUCCCGCCCGCCGGCUGGGUGCCAGCGGAGGUCAUGCUGCUCUACAACAGCACGCGGGAGCUGCUGAAGGAGCGCGCGCGCCUGGCCGAGUCCGCGUGCGAGCGCGAGAGCAGCGAGGAGGACUAUUACGCCAAGGAGGUGCAGAGGAUCGACAUGCUGCCCCCCCGCGCCGACACGAAUGCUGUCCAGCCUGCGACCCCCGACCCCCAUUACAGAGUAGUCCACUUUGACGUCAGUGGAGUGGACCUGACCAACAGCACCCUGUUUAAAGCUGAGUUCAGGAUCUUCAGAGCUCCCAACCCGCAGGCCCGGGCCUCAGAGCAGAGAGUGGAGAUCUACCAGCUGCUGCAGCCAGAUGAAGAGAGCCCCUCCACCCAACGUUACAUCGACUCUCGCACCGUUCAGCCCAAGGAGAAGGGAGCCUGGAUCUCUGUGGACGUCACCGAAACCAUUAAGGACUGGGUGUCGGAUCCAGAGAAUAAUCUCGGCCUGAAGUUGGGCGUCCACUGUCCCUGCUGCACCUUCGUCCCGUCCACCAACAACAUUGUUCCCAACAAGAGUGAGGAGCUGGAGGCUCUCUUCGCAGGUCUGGACGACGAGCAGCUCCGUCGGAUGAGAAAGCCCAGCCAGGUCAAAGGUCAGUCCGACUUCAGCACCAAGACGCCGCACCUCAUCCUCACCGUGCUGCCCAGCGACAGAGCGGACGACCCGGCCACCAAGAACCGCAAGAAGAGGGCGGCCGCCGCCGACACCACGACCUGCUCCCGCGGCUCGGACCAGGGCUGCUGCCUGCGCUCGCUCUACAUCGACUUCAGGCGGGACCUCAACUGGAAGUGGAUCCACGAGCCCAAAGGCUACAGAGCCAACUUCUGUGCCGGCAACUGUCCGUACAUCUGGAGCGCCAACAACCACUACAACAUGAUCCUGCCGCUGUACAACAAGCUGAACCCCGAGGCCUCGGCCUCGCCCUGCUGCGUGCCUCAGGACCUGGAGCCGCUCACCAUCAUGUACUUCAUAGGCCGCACGCCACGCGUCGAGCAGCUCUCCAACAUGGUCGUCAAGUCCUGCAAGUGCCGCUGAGCUCGUUGGGAAGAGGUGAGGGAGGAGAAAAGACUUCUCUUACGGCAGACUUUUGAGAUAUUAUUUUUCUGCUCAAGUAUGUGCAUUCCCCCCCCCGGGACUUUGCGUUUGCUACAGAACACUGUUGAUGUCAAAACACAGCUGUAUUAAACCUGUACUUGGAUAUUAAAGGAGGCGUUGUGUGAUUUGGCCCUCAUUUGGUCUCCACGGAAAGGAUUCUUUUUUUAAAUCGGGAUUUUU